Messenger RNA from Nomia melanderi (Alkali bee), 3847 nucleotides. RefSeq names its product ABC transporter G family member 23. The record is from RefSeq and is a predicted model, not a curated record. Gene Ontology annotation, cellular component: membrane. Gene Ontology annotation, molecular function: ABC-type transporter activity; ATP hydrolysis activity; ATP binding. Lineage: Eukaryota; Metazoa; Arthropoda; Insecta; Hymenoptera; Halictidae.
UGGCCUGGCCAUUCCAGCGGCUGUGCGCCUCGAGACGGCUUCGACAUGAGUUGCACAACCAUUUGAUUCUCCAUCCUGCGUCCAGCCGAGCCAGUUCACAGUGGCAACACGACCAAGCCGCUCGUGCCACUGCUACAAGGGUAGCUAAACGUCGCUGGAUCCUCCGACGUUUCAAGUUUCGCGGGUAUCGUUCUAACGGAAUCGGUUUGUUGCGAUUGCUAGCUGAGAUAGUGAUCCUGAGGAAUAAAUCUGAAACGGAUCCUUUGGAGCUACACGUGAGGAGGAUACUCGUUGCUUGAGUUUUGUCGCGGAGGACAUCUGAAACUGGUUUGAUCUAGUGGAUCUACUGGAGGAAGAUAAAGAAUUUGGAGGCACUCAAAGUAGCCAGGAUACUCGGAAGAGUUUUUUGGUUCUUUGUCUUGGAGGAGAAGUGAUUUAUAGUUAGUGGAAAGAGUUUAGGAGAAUCCUUUCGAAGUGACAGGGGAUUUUGCUAAUUGCUUCGAGUGGUUUCUAUUAGGAGGACCUAUUAAUAUUCGUCUCAAUUAGCUCUGUUAAAGUGUCCUUCAAGUGGUUCUGAUUGGAAGAGGAUUUGGAUCUUUAGAUUCGACCGAAUAAAUCGCUUGUUUUAUUUUUCAAGUUGAUCUCGUUUAAUCAGUGAACAAUAACAGUUCGAUCAUCUAGAAGAGGAUUGGGAACUGUGGAGAAAAAUCUGCACUUGGUUCGCAAGGGAAUUCAAAGUGAUUAUACUUUGAAUUUUCUAGAAGCAAGACGUAAAAUCUAUGUGGACAAUCUAGUUAUCUUGGAUAUUCAAAGUGUGGUGCUCCAGACGUGAGGAAGUGAUCCAAGUGGAAUCUUCCAGGUCCAAGUGGCCCACUGUAUUGUGGAUGAUGGUUGUCGAGUCGUUUACAGUGAACAAUCGAGUCGUGCGAUGUAAUUGAUUCGACGCGCAAGAGCUCGAGGAUUUAACUGUCGAUCGUCUAGGAAGCUGAGAACCGGAGUUCAUUGUCGUUGGAUCGUGUUGCAGAAAUGGAGACCACAAGCACUCCGCCGCCGGUAUCAACGGCUUCCAUAGAACUUAAAACAAGAAGAGCGCAAUUUCAGACGCAAGCAUCAACUUUGGAUACUAGAAGAAAACAAGCGGUGUGCGUCAGGAGAGCUUACAAAAAAUACGGUCCGAAAAGUAACCCCAAUGUUAUUCUAGAUGGGCUGAACAUGACUGUGCCGAAGGGCACAAUAUACGGCCUACUCGGCGCAAGUGGCUGCGGAAAAACCACGUUGCUCUCGUGCAUAGUCGGUCGAAGACGUUUGAACGCUGGCGAGAUCUGGGUAUUAGGUGGCAGACCAGGAUCUAAAGGAUCAGGUGUUCCUGGUCCACGUGUUGGCUACAUGCCACAGGAGAUUGCGCUGUACGGAGAGUUCACCAUUCGGGAGACUUGCAUUUACUUCGGUUGGUGCGCUGGCAUGACGACCCACCAAGUCGACGAAAAGCUGGAAUUUCUAAUUAAAUUCUUGCAGCUGCCGACAGAAAAUCGGAUGGUGAAGAACCUGUCCGGUGGUCAGCAGAGGAGGGUGUCCUUCGCGGCUGCCCUUGUCGCUGAUCCAGAAUUAUUAAUUCUGGACGAGCCGACCGUAGGCGUGGAUCCUGUUCUCCGUCAGAACAUCUGGGACCACUUGGUGCAUAUCACGAAGGACGGCAACAAGACAAUUAUAAUCACCACACACUACAUCGAAGAAACGAGGCAAGCCGGUAUAAUCGGAUUGAUGAGGGGCGGCAAGUUCUUGGCGGAGGAGUCGCCGACGAAAUUGCUGGAGAUGCACAAUGUAGAGACUCUCGAGGAGGUGUUCCUCAAACUCAGCAAGAGACAGAACAUGGGUCUUCGAAGAAGAAGCAGCAUCCUGAGCAGCGUCACCGGCGUACCUCCGGAAGUUGACGUCGAUGACGAGAUGAGUGGCGAGUUCGGCGACAACGUCAGUGUCUCCAGUCGAAGGAAAAGCAUUGCUCCCCCUAACGACGCUAAUGUGCCAGAAUUGCCACCGGAAGAGAAAAGCUCGAAGAAAUCAAUGGUGCUCGAUCCCAAGCAUAUGAAGGCUCUUAUAUGGAAGAACUUCCUGUGGAUGUGGCGUAACGUAGGAAUAAUGAUGUUCAUCAUAGGUCUACCAGUCGUCCAAAUUACCUUGUUCUGCCUUUCGAUCGGCAAAGACCCACGGUAUUUGAAUGUAGCGAUAGUUAAUAAGGAAUUGAAUAGCAGUAUGGAUCCCUGUACACCAACAGUUGGCUGUGACUGGUCAAGAUUAAGUUGCCGGUACCUCGAGUACCUUGAAAAUCGAACGAUAGUGUUUCAACAUUAUGAUACGAACGAAGAAGGGGAGGAGGCAGUGAGACGAGGCAAGGCCUGGGCCUUCAUAUAUUUCCCUGCGAAUUACAGUGAGUCGCUUGAAGCAAGAUGGGAACUGGGUAAAGAUGCCGAUUUCUGGAGCAUCGAGUCGUCCAAUAUGUUCAUCACCAUGGACAUGUCCAAUCAGCAGAUCAGCCAACUUCUUCAAAGAGAUAUGUACUACGCCUUUCAGAAUUUCUCGCGGGAUGUGACAGUGGCUUGUAAUUACAGCCGGAAAUUAACAAGUAUUCCUGUGAACUUCGAAACGCCUAUUUAUGGUCCUCAGGAGCCUAACUUUACGGACUUUGCAGCACCUGGAAUUAUCUUAACAAUCAUCUUCUUCCUGUCCGUCGCUCUAACUUCGGGCGCCAUGUUGCUGGAAAGGAACGAAGGUCUCCUAGAGAGAUCUUUAGUUUCUGGUCUGACAGGAUCAGAAAUACUUUUCAGCCAAGUGAUAACGCAGUUCGUGGUGAUGGUAGGGCAAACAGUUAUGGUUAUCAUAGUUGCCUUUGCAUUCUUCAAUAUUACCUGCGAAGGUAACAUAGGGUGGGUCAGUGUUCUGACUAUCAUGACUGGAUUGUGUGGAAUGUGUUUCGGAUUCGUCAUUGCUUAUGUCUGCAAAAACGAAACAAGUGCAACGUAUAUGGCGAUGGGUUCUUUCCUUCCUAUCGUGAUGCUGUGUGGUAUAAUUUGGCCCAUCCAAGGAAUGCAUGUUGUAUUGAGGUACAUCAGCUUCAUCCUGCCUCUUACAUUGAGCACAGAAUCCAUGAGGUCCAUGCUAGCUAGAGGCUGGCCCAUAUCCAAUUCAACCGUAUACAUUGGCUUCAUUUCCACUUUAAUUUGGAUAUGUAUCUUCAUGACACUCUCGAUACUGUUAAUUAAAUUCAAGAAAGGAUAGCAUCGUGUACAUAAAGUAUAAACUUUAGGAAUUAAUGCAAUUCACUGAAAGCUAGCAGGUCAGUUCCAAAUAUCUGUAACUUGGAAGUCCCAAAGGAACAAUUUAAAUACGUUCCUCAAGGUGGUAAAGUAAAUGGUAAGUGAAUAGUUUGAAUGAGUUGCUUUCUGAACAGUAAACUUAAUCUAUUUGACAGUGUGAAUCAUCAUAAGAUUAUUUUGGGGGAAGCGUGAAUGAAAUAUGUGUUUAGAACGUAACAUGUUCUUUGCUCAAUAUGGUCGUGUACUAUUUAUCAUAUGUAUUCUCAUACUAUUAAGAAACGGUACUAUUUAUGCAGUGCGACGAUAAGUGUUAAAAUACGGAAAACGAAUUUUGUAAUUCAUGAUCUUUGCGUUCCGAUCUCUCGAUGUAAGGACACCAAUGAUCAAAUUUAAAGCAUUUUUACAUACUGUUAUAGUCAGUAAACAUAGUCAAUAGUCUUUUUUACAAAUUGAUUACACAUUUAACAAAUGUAUAUAAAGUCUUGUUAGUCAGACACCUAAAUGAAGAACAAUAAAUAUGAUCAAGGAAAACCAUA